GAUAUCAUUAAUUAUAUCCGGAAAUUUAGUCUUAGUAGUCUCUAUUCUUUUCUUAUUUUAUUUUUAUAAUAAUUGUGAAUGACGUGAAUAAUAAUCUAUUUACAUACCUAGAAAAUAAAAUUCGUUUUCUCUGGUUUUAUUUAAUGAAAAUGGCGUUUAUCAUAAAUGCUUUUCAAAGAUGUAAAGCUUUGGCCAAAUUUCAAACACCAGUGAACGAAACAUGUGUAUACAUCCUUAUAAUCAACAAAUUCGUAAUAAAUGGCCAGACUUUAGAAUGAAAAAAGAUGCACGGAAAAGAAAUACUCUUAAAGAAUAUGGAGUGUACAAAUUACGCUAUAAUGCACUUCGUAAAAACAAUAUCAUUCCUUUAGAAAUUCAAGAAAUUGCUGAUAAAGAAAUCUACAAUUGUCCAAGGGAUGCUAGUAUAACUAGAAUUGUACAGCGUUGUCAGGUCACUUCUCGUCCUCGUGGUAAUGUCAAACGAUGGCGUUUAAGUAGAAUAGUGUUCAGACAUCUAGCUGAUUAUAAUAAAUUAGCAGGUGUUCAGAGGGCAAUGUGGUAAAAUCAAAAUGAAAAAUAUUGCUGAUGUAUAGUAUUGUAUA
This is a messenger RNA of Melanaphis sacchari, 602 nucleotides long. RefSeq names its product 28S ribosomal protein S14, mitochondrial (gene mRpS14). Gene Ontology annotation, molecular function: structural constituent of ribosome. Gene Ontology annotation, biological process: translation. NCBI's taxonomy places the organism in Eukaryota, Metazoa, Arthropoda, Insecta, Hemiptera, Aphididae. The record is from RefSeq and is a predicted model, not a curated record. Bases 221 to 562 code for a protein of 113 amino acids. Gene Ontology annotation, cellular component: ribosome; mitochondrial small ribosomal subunit. The transcript has 4 exons.